Messenger RNA from Piliocolobus tephrosceles (Ugandan red Colobus), 2193 nucleotides. RefSeq names its product vitronectin (gene VTN). Gene Ontology annotation, biological process: cell-matrix adhesion; immune response; cell adhesion mediated by integrin. The record is from RefSeq and is a predicted model, not a curated record. The coding region runs from base 594 to 2102 and encodes 502 amino acids. The transcript has 7 exons. Gene Ontology annotation, molecular function: integrin binding; scavenger receptor activity; extracellular matrix binding. NCBI's taxonomy places the organism in Eukaryota, Metazoa, Chordata, Mammalia, Primates, Cercopithecidae.
UCUUUUAUGCUAAAAAAGAAAAUUCCCCAGAGUGCUUACAAACUCUCCUCCCACUCCCCUUUUCCUGCCUUAAAUAAACAAUGGCGAGCGAGCACCCAGCCGGGGAUGUGUCUGAUCAAACAAUCAUGGAUCAAUAGCCAUGUUUGGAGAAGGAAGUUGUGACUGCUCCAGCUACUGGGCAUUUUGUCUGUUCCAGUUCAUGUAAUCUCCCAACACCCCAUGAGGCAAGGCUUUGUUAAUCCCAUUUUACUGAAACUGAACUAAGACUCAGAGAGAUAAAGCUAUUGCCCAAUGAGCCUUCUUUCUGCCCUCCAGAUCCGCGGUGCUAAUUCCCCUUCUGAUGACCUAAUGAUUCUGAGCUUGGCAAAGGUCUUAUCUCCCAGCUCUCCCAGGUCCAGUGUUCCAGGAAUGUGACCUUUGCUGCAGCAGCCGCUGGAGGGGGCAGAGGGGAUGGGCUGGAGGUUAAGCAAACAGAGCAGCAGAAAAGGCAGUUCCUCUUCUUCAGUCCCCUCCCUCCCUUCCUCAGGCAUCAGAGCGGAGACUUCAGGGAGAUCAGAGCCCAGCUUGCCAGGCACUGAGCUAGAAGUCCUGCCAUGGCACCCCUGAGACCCCUUCUCAUGCUGGCCCUGCUGGCAUGGGUUGCUGUGGCUGACCAAGAGUCAUGCAAGGGCCGCUGCACUGAGGGCUUCAACGCUGACAAGAAGUGCCAGUGUGAUGAGCUCUGCUCUUACUACCAGAGCUGCUGCACAGACUAUACGGCUGAGUGCAAGCCCCAAGGUGUGUUCAGAGCCCAGGUGGGUGGGCUGGGGUGCCCCUUGCAGCUGGAGACUCACUACCAUCCACUCUCUGCAGUGACUCGUGGGGAUGUGUUCACUAUGCCAGAGGAUGAGUAUGUGGUCUAUGAUGAUGGUGAGGAGAACAAUGCCACCAUCCAUGAACAGCCAGAGGGCUCCUCCCCGAGCCCUGACCUCCAGGCCCAGCGUGAAGGGAAUCCUGAGCAGGCAACUGUUCUGAACCCUGAGGAAGAAUCCCCUACACCUGAGGUGGGCACCUCUAAGCCUGAGGGGGUGGACUCAAGGCCCGAGACCCUUCAUCCAGAGACCUCUGAGCUCCCAGCAAAGGAGGAGCUAUGCAGUGGGAAACCCUUCGACGCCUUCACCGACCUCAAGAACGGUUCCCUCUUUGCCUUCCGAGGGCAGUACUGCUAUGAACUGGAUGAAAAGGCAGUGAGGCCUGGGUACCCCAAGCUCAUCCGAGAUGUCUGGGGCAUCGAGGGCCCCAUUGAUGCCGCCUUCACCCGCAUCAACUGUCAGGGGAAGACCUACCUCUUCAAGGGUAGUCAGUACUGGCGCUUUGAGGAUGGUGUCCUGGACCCUGAUUACCCCCGAAAUAUCUCUGAUGGCUUCGAUGGCAUCCCAGACAAUGUGGACGCAGCCUUGGCCCUCCCUGCCCAUAGCUACAGUGGCCGGGAGCGGGUCUACUUCUUCAAGGGGAAACAGUACUGGGAGUACCAGUUCCAGCACCAGCCCAGUCAGGAGGAGUGUGAAGGCAGCUCCCUGUCGGCUGUGUUUGAGCACUUUGCCGUGAUGCAGCGGGACAGCUGGGAGGACAUCUUCGAGCUUCUUUUCUGGGGCAGAACCUCUGCUGGUAUGAGACAGCCCCGGUUCAUCAGCCGGGAUUGGCAUGGUGUGCCAGAGCAAGUGGAUGCAGCCAUGGCUGGCCGCAUCUACGUCUCAGGCAUGGCACCCCGCCCCUCCUUGGCCAAGAAGCAAAAGUUUAGGCGUCGCAACCGCAAAGGCUACCGUUCACGCCGAGGCCACAGCCGUGGCCGCAACCAGAACUCCCGCCGGCCAUCCCGCGCCAUGUGGCUGUCCUUGUUCUCCAGUGAGGAGAGUAACUUGGGAGCCAACAACUAUGAUGACUACAGGAUGGACUGGCCUGUGCCUGCCACCUGUGAACCCAUCCAGAGUGUCUUCUUCUUCUCUGGAGACAAGUACUACCGAGUCAACCUUCGCACACAGCGAGUGGACGCUGUGGACCCUCCCUACCCACGCUCCAUCGCCCAGUACUGGCUGGGCUGCCCAGCUCCUGGCCAUCUGUAGGAGGCAGAGCCCACAAGGCUGGGCCCGCUGUAGCUCCCUCCUCCAAUCUCCUUCCCCCAGCCCAAUAAAGGUCACUUAGCCCUGAGUUUAA